CUCUAUUCGGACAUUGGGAAAAGAAGAUGUACAUUUCCAAAAAAAUGGGCAUUUGACACAUCUCGGCCGUGUCGUGACGGCGGCGACUAUUUUUUUAUCUAAGUAAUCGGAGACACAUAGUUCUUAUCUUCAUUCUUCAUCAACAACUACUGAGCUAUAAAAAUGCAGGGUAGUCUCUAUUCCAGGUGUUUUAGGGCUGGGGGAUUAUUGUUCCAGAAAGCAGAAACCAUGAUUUUGAAUUACAACAUCCCUUCUCGCCCUUUACAACAUUCACAACCCCCGACUUAUCUCCUUCAUCAAUAUCGCAUCACUACAAGACAUCUUUCAACUAAUAAAAGAUACCCACGGCAUUCCACUUCUACUGGUUUCAGACAAAUCAGGGCAUUCGUUUCCGAUUUCCCUGCCAAAAACCCUAAAGACCCUAAGGAUGGGAUGCCGAAUGGGCAUGCCAUGUUUUCAACUAAGCCUGUGGUGAAGAAAGAAGAACCUGAAGCUGCUGCAAAAAGUGAUCAAAUAUCUGAUGCCAGAAUCAUAAGCACUCUGGCCAAAUACCUGUGGAUGAAAGAUAAUUUUGAGUUCCGCUUUCGGGUCAUUGCUGCCUUGACUUUACUAGUUGGUGCAAAGGUUGUGAAUGUUCAAGUCCCGUUCUUGUUUAAGCUUGCGGUUGAUUGGUUGACAACAGCAACUGGCAAUGCUAAUGCUCUUGCUGAGUUUACUAAUGCCAAUUCUACUGCUUUGGCUCUUUUUGUAAGUCCUGCUGCGGUUUUGAUUGGUUAUGGUAUUGCACGAUCAGGGGCAUCCGCUUUCAACGAAUUGCGAACUGCAAUUUUCUCAAAGGUGGCGCUCCGCACUAUUCGGUCAGUUUCACGGAAGGUCUUUUCGCACUUGCAUGAACUCGACCUGCAAUAUCACCUCAGUCGAGAAACAGGUGGUCUUAAUCGGAUUAUUGACCGUGGUAGCCGAGCUAUCAAUUUUAUUCUUUCAUCAAUGGUAUUCAAUGUUUUCCCGACGAUAUUGGAGAUAUCAAUGGUAUCAGGUAUACUUGCAUACAAGUUUGGAGCACCCUUUGCAUGGAUCACUUCACUGUCAGUGGCUGCAUAUAUCGCUUUCACCUUGAGUAUUACCCAGUGGCGAACUAAGUUUAGGAAGGAGAUGAAUAAAGCUGAUAAUGAUGCAAGCACAAGAGCAAUAGAUUCACUUAUCAAUUAUGAGACUGUUAAGUACUUUAACAAUGAGGUCUUUGAAGCUGAGAAGUACGAUCACCUUUUAAAGAGAUACGAAGAUGCUGCCUUAAAGACACAACGUAGUCUUGCAAUGUUGAACUUUGGGCAAAAUGCAAUAUUCAGCAUAGCUCUCUCAGCUGCUAUGGUUUUAUGUUCGAAUGGGAUUAUGAAUGGCGUCAUGACUAUUGGUGACUUGGUCAUGGUAAAUGGGCUGCUGUUCCAGCUAUCGCUUCCGCUGAAUUUCCUUGGUAGUGUAUAUCGUGAGACUGUACAAAGUCUAGUGGACAUGAAAUCAAUGUUUCAGUUACUAGAGGAAAGAGCUCAAAUCAGAGAUGCAGCCGAUGCAAAAUCUCUCAAGUUAAGCGGGGGUAGCAUUCAAUUUGAGAAUGUUCACUUCAGUUAUUUGACAGAAAGGAAGAUUCUAGACGGGAUUUCUUUCAUUGUCCCAGCUGGAAAAAGUGUAGCUAUUGUAGGAACGAGUGGCAGUGGCAAAUCAACCAUUCUUAGAUUGCUCUUCAGAUUCUUUGACACCCAUUCCGGAAAUAUAAGAAUAGAUGGUCAAGAUAUUCGGGAGGUUACUCUUGAGAGUCUUCGGAAAUCUAUUGGUGUUGUUCCCCAGGAUACUGUUCUUUUCAAUGAUACUAUAUUUCACAAUAUUCACUAUGGACGGCUAUCUGCCUCGGAGGAGGAGGUGUACAUUGCUGCUCGACAAGCUGCAAUCCAUGACACUAUUAUGAAAUUCCCGCAAACGUAUGCUACAGUGGUGGGAGAACGUGGACUGAAGUUAAGUGGUGGCGAGAAGCAAAGGGUUGCACUAGCGCGUGCAUUCCUUAAAGCACCUGCGAUAUUGCUUUGUGAUGAAGCCACGAGUGCACUUGACAGCACGACAGAAUCAGAAAUAUUAAGUGCUUUGAAGUCUCUAGCAAAUAAUCGGACCGCAGUUUUUAUUGCCCAUAGGCUCACUACAGCUAUGCAAUGUGAUGAGAUCAUAGUCUUGGAGGAUGGGAAAGUGGUGGAACAAGGGCCACAUGAAUUUCUUCUAUCAAGGUCAGGGAGGUAUGCACAACUUUGGUCACAGCAGAACACGGUGGAUGGACUUGAUGCGGCCAUCAAGUUAAACGCAUGAAUAUGCCCUUUCUGUUGUUUCAGCAAAAAAACAAAUUACGACUUCACCAGCUACUUCGCCCAAUCGUCUCACUUCUUUCUUCAGUUCCAAUAAAGGAUAUAAAUUUCUGAUUUGCACUUUCAUCCUCUCCAUAUUUGAUGUAGAGGGACAGGAUUUACUUAGAUUCUAUUGGACAGAGAAGCAGUUCCCAGACUGCUAAUAUGAAGGAAGAAAGAAAUUCACGGUUCUCCCCAUUUCCUGCUUUAUGCGCUUCUUGUGAGGAUGGAACAGGUCAAACUAAUCUUCUCAAUGAUUAUAUUUUGGACUACAGUCAUCUUGUUUUGUUAGUGGCGGUGAUGUUAGCGACGAAUCGGAAGCACCUAUGUAGUAUAUGUACUGUUAAAGUGCAGUGUUCACUUUGUUAUUUUUGGAGAGUCAAAGAUAAUGAAGUUUAGGAUCCCCUAGCUUGCUGAUAAGAUCCAUUCUUUGGACUUUGUAGUGGAUGCUAUACUUUGUGUAUAUUUCCACAAACACAUUAAAUUGUGUUAACAUCUUAAAUGUCACUUACCCUCUUAUGGGGUAACACACUGUUAGUGAAGGCUUCUUAUAUUGUCUUUA
Messenger RNA from Lycium ferocissimum, 2946 nucleotides. RefSeq names its product ABC transporter B family member 25, mitochondrial. The coding region runs from base 163 to 2349 and encodes 728 amino acids. Gene Ontology annotation, molecular function: ATP binding; ATP hydrolysis activity; ABC-type transporter activity. The transcript is spliced from 19 exons. The record is from RefSeq and is a predicted model, not a curated record. Gene Ontology annotation, biological process: transmembrane transport; intracellular iron ion homeostasis. NCBI's taxonomy places the organism in Eukaryota, Viridiplantae, Streptophyta, Magnoliopsida, Solanales, Solanaceae. Gene Ontology annotation, cellular component: mitochondrial inner membrane.